AUUUACUUGCGUUAGACAAACAAACUGGAAGCUGACAGUGUCGGGCCCUUCUCUCUAAUAAGGCUAACCUGCCUUCACUACUAAAUAUGGCUUUAUAAUACACGCGCGCACGCACACACACACACACCCUUGACCACCAAAGACUGCCUCUUCCUGAAAUCCCCCGUUCAUAUAAAUACAGGAAGUAGAAAUAAGAGAGGCUAAAAUCAGACCUUCUUGGCAGUUUGCUUUCAUUUCUGUGCUUGUUUAGUUCUCUGCCCUCCGAUACUACCGAGCCUGAAGCUGGUUUCACACAUCCUCCCCCUGCAGUCCCUUGAAAUACCAUCUUCACUACAAACCUAAGGAUGUGGAGGUUCUGCUCAGCGAUGGCAAGGAAUUGCUUUCUUUACCAAGGAACUCUAAAGCCAUUGUGAAACAGAAAGUAUCUUAAAGUUUGCUGUAAUGAUGAAAACAUCAGCCGGAGACAAGGGAGCCAGGGAUGACUCAGGCCCCAGCAGCAAUAUCAGCGAAGACGGGAAAGAGACACAUCUCAGUCAGGCCACUGCCCUGCGAAACUGCCUCUCGCUUCCAGGAAUCAGCAUCCUUGAUAAACUCAUCAAGACCUGUCCCGUCUGGCUUCAGCUGAACAUGAACCAGGAAAGGGCUGGGGCGAUACUUGGCAAAGAAGCAGCAGGGAUGUUCUUGGUUAGGAAAGAGGGUAAUGUGAAAAACAUGGUCCUUGCAGUUCGCCUGCCAGUCCAAAAUGAGGUUCCUGAUGUGCUGGAGUACACCAUUAAAGAAGAAAAAUCAAUCCUGUACCUGGAAGGAUCUGUCCUUGUAUUUGAGGAUAUCUUCAAACUGGUUGCCUUCUACUGCGUCAGUAGAGAUUUGCUGCCCUUCACCCUGAAGCUACCACAAGCAAUAUUAGAAGCCAAUAGCUUUCAAGAUCUUGAAAUUAUCUCUAGUCUGGGGAUAGACUUCUGGGAUUCCUCCUUAAACCGUGGAACAAGAGGAGAGGGGUUAUCCCACCCUGCAAGAGACUCUGCUUUCAGCACUGCCCAGGCAGACAGUUUAAGAUCUACCCAGUGUUUUGCAAGUAGCACAAACCACUGCUCAUGUGAAAUUGAGCUGUCAAUAGGAAAUGACAGGCUGUGGUUCGUGAAUCCUAUUUUUAUAGAAGAGUGCAGUAAUCCUUUUCCUCCAGAUGUACCUCCUCCUAAAGGCCACACUGUGAGCGUCGAUCUGCCCCCUGACACCACGCUUGCCGAAAGGAGGUCUCCCCGCCGCCCCCCCCCACCGCCCCCUUCUCACGCUCACGGUCAGAAGUCUUCUCUGAAGCUCCCGCGGGAUCCGAUGACGGCCUGUGAAGAAAACCAGCUGCUUCUUCAGCCACUAGGAAAGAGCAUCAAGGAAAUGAAAAUUGAGGGCGGUGACGGUGAAGAAGAAGAAGGGAAGCAGAGCGGCUCACUCAAGGAGUCCCCGGCAGCGAGCCCCAAGAAGGGUUCCCAGCCCUCCGUCCCCCCGCGGAGACGGCUCUGUGAGAGGACCUCAGAGGAGAGCUGCUUGGGUAAGCCUGGAAGUUGUGAAACGCUGAAAGGGGAACAGGGAGAAGGAAAACAAGACGCGAGUACAGAGAGCAGAGAUAAAAGGCUGCUGUGCAGAAAGGCUGUAGAAAUGCCUGGGGAGGUUCCUGAAAGGGCUGUGUCACAGUUUCAGGAGACAAAGCCUGAACCUGCAGAGAAGAAGGAGCACAUGCCUGAUAUACAAAGUAAUGACAUUAAGAAUGGAAAGCCACCUCCUAUCCCUCCACCGAGAAGGAAGAGGCUCUCCCAAGUACCGAGGGUCCCCAGCUCCUGCCAGUCAAAGCAAAGAACGGUGGUGGAGCUGGCUGUGUCUGCGGUGCAGGUUCAAUGCACGAGUGGCUCAGCACCUGUGGCAGGUGGUGCAGCUUGCACAACCACUGAGACUGAACCGGGACGUGGCCGCAAGUCUGUGAUCUCAGCCGAACUGAAAGGUUCCCACUUGUCUUUGGAAGGCCUGGGAGGCAGCGCUGUAGCUCAGGCGUCAGCAUCCGAGCCAGACUCCUACUCCACCAGCAGCACCGAGGAUGACUUGGACAUGCUGAAUAGCUCAUCUGGUAAGAAGACACGCUCCAUGAUAUUGGACAAGGCCAAGAACAGGCUGUCCUUUGUCAGCCUGUCCAACGUCUUCACAGUCUUUUUGUCAAAUGAUAGAAAGCUGCAGAAGAAGAUAGUGGAGCUGGCACAGGACAAGGAUUCGUACUUUGGCAACCUCGUGCGGGACUACAGAGUGUACAGUUUAGAGAUGAUGGCAAAGCAGAGCUCCAGCACAGAGAUGCUACAAGAAAUACGGAUGAUGAUGACACAACUAAAGAGUUACUUAGUGCAGAGCACUGAGUUGAAAUCUCUGAUAGACCCAGCCACCUACACUGAGGAACAGUUAGAUGUGAUUGCUGAGUCAUCUUUGUACAAAUGUGUCCUUAAACCUUUAAAAGAAGCCAUCAAUUCUUACUUGAAAGAAAUCCACAACAAAGAUGGAUCUUUACAGCAGCUAAAAGAGAACCAACUUGUGAUACAAAACACAACUACCACUGACCUCGGUGUCACAACCAGUGUGCCUGAAACUGUUGUGCUGGAAAAGAUCCUUCACAAGUUCACAACCAUGCACAAGGCCUACUCCCCAGAAAAGAAGAUUGCCAUCUUGCUGAAGUCCUGCAAACUCAUCUAUGACUCCAUGGCUCAGGGAAACCCAGGAAAGCCAUAUGGUGCAGACGACUUCCUCCCCGUGCUCAUGUAUGUGCUGGCCCGCAGCAACCUGACUGAAGUCCUUCUGAAUGUGGAGUAUAUGAUGGAGCUCAUGGACCCUGCUCUGCAGCUAGGUGAAGGCUCCUACUAUUUAACCACCACCUAUGGGGCUCUGGAGCACAUCAAGAACUAUGACAAAAUCACUGUAACUCGGCAGCUGAGCAUGGAGGUGCAGGACUCCAUUCACCGCUGGGAGCGGCGGAGGACACUGAACAAGGCCCGGGCUUCCCGCUCAUCAGUGCAGGAUUUCAUCUCCAUCGCCUUUCUGGAGAUUGGUGCUCAGUCAAGGACACUUGCCUCCCGGAGCGACACCACAGCUGAGCAGCUGAGCCAGCAGUGUGCUGAAAAAUUUGAAGUCUCCCAUCCCAAGGACUAUGGACUUUUUGUUUAUGUGGAUGACCAGUGGCUGCAGCUGGACAAAGAAGCCCUCCCCCACCAUAUCAAAGCCUCACUGCUGAAGAGUGAAACCAAGAAAGAUUUCCAUUUUAUUUAUAAACCAAUAGACCAUAAAAAACCACCAGUUCCAAUUGUCAAAGACUCUUACUUUUCCUAAGGGCUGUGCUGCUCUUUUGUUGAGUUUUCUGCCAUCCUGGAAGGGCUGGAUAGUUUAUUUCAUGAGAUCCUUUGGUAUCUGCAGAUUUUAGAAGGUCUCUGGUGCUUGGCCUUCGACACAGGGUAGAUAUGCUAGUUGUAGAUGCUGUCUGAAUACUGAGCAUUUCUCAGUGAAGUUCAUUUGCAGAAAUAAAAGGAGCGUUCAGGAGAACAUUCAUCCUGUGGAAAACUUGAAGUAUCAAACCUCAGAACCUCCCACUGGCAACCAGUCGUUGUCACAGAAUGUAAAUGGACAGAGAAGAAUGAACCCAGAGGUCUUGUGGAAGAGAGGACAUUAACCCCAACAUAAAUUAUGGCAGGUGUGAACCACCUCCAUGCACAAGGCCUGUGAAAGGUCUGCACACGCCUCGAUGCUGUUUGGAGGUAAGACUGCAUUUACGCCACGUAACGUCUGUUCACCCCGUUUGAAUAAACUGAGUCUUGGCUGAUGUAUUCGGUGGCGUAGGAUUGCCACCAGUAGCAGAACUCCAUCUCUGCUUUGCCAUCUACAACAUGUAAUUGCCUUUAAAAUCCACAUCAUUAUAGACCACGCAAGAAGAUCCUGCACAUUCACUAAGAAAAUAUUUUCUGCCAUUAGUUUGUCACUAAAAUCAGGUGGCAUAGGCAUUUUCAGCAACGUGUUUUUUUAAAGAUUGAAAGUCUUCACCAUAAACUUUACAUGUACAGCAGUUUUAAUCACAUUGGUUGCACAACAGUGUUUGGUUAAUUGUGUAUUUAUUUCCAUGUGUGAUAAGGUGCAAUGGUUUUAAAAUAAACAUUUGUAAAGAACUUAAUAAUUCUCCCAGCAUAGCAAACUAGAUUAAAAUCUUGAAGUCAAAAAGCAAGAAUAAAAUAUUGGUCCCUUUUUACCCA
This is a messenger RNA of Oxyura jamaicensis (ruddy duck), 4268 nucleotides long. It is a transcript of the gene RIN3, whose product is annotated as Ras and Rab interactor 3. The record is from RefSeq and is a predicted model, not a curated record. Gene Ontology annotation, biological process: signal transduction; vesicle-mediated transport. NCBI's taxonomy places the organism in Eukaryota, Metazoa, Chordata, Aves, Anseriformes, Anatidae. Gene Ontology annotation, cellular component: endocytic vesicle; cytosol. Gene Ontology annotation, molecular function: small GTPase binding; guanyl-nucleotide exchange factor activity.